AUGAGAGAAAUAGUACAUGUUCAAGCAGGCCAAUGUGGUAAUCAAAUUGGUGCAAAAUUUUGGGAAGUUAUUUCUGAUGAGCAUGGAAUAGAUCCAAGCGGUACCUACAGAGGAGAUAGUGAUUUACAAUUAGAAAGAGUUGAUGUUUUUUAUAAUGAAGCAACUGGAGGUAGGUACGUACCUAGAGCCAUAUUAAUGGACUUAGAACCUGGUACUAUGGAUAGUGUUCGUGCAGGUCCAUUUGGUCAAUUAUUUAGACCCGAUAACUUUGUUUUUGGUCAAACUGGAGCAGGAAAUAAUUGGGCUAAAGGACACUAUACCGAAGGUGCAGAAUUAAUAGAUGCUGUAUUAGAUGUCGUUAGAAAAGAAGCAGAAGGAUGCGAUUGUCUUCAAGGAUUUCAAAUAACUCACUCAUUAGGUGGUGGUACUGGUAGUGGUAUGGGAACUUUACUUAUUAGUAAAAUAAGAGAAGAAUAUCCAGAUCGUAUUAUGGAAACAUUUUCUGUUUUCCCAUCACCAAAAGUUUCUGAUACUGUCGUUGAGCCAUACAAUGCAACAUUAUCAGUUCACCAAUUAGUAGAAAAUGCUGAUGAAGUCCAAGUCAUAGAUAAUGAAGCUUUAUAUGAUAUAUGUUUUAGAACUCUUAAAUUAACAACCCCAACAUAUGGUGAUUUGAACCAUUUAGUUUCAGCCGCUAUGUCAGGUGUUACAUGCUCCUUAAGAUUUCCAGGUCAACUUAACUCCGAUUUAAGAAAACUAGCUGUUAAUUUAAUUCCAUUCCCUCGUUUACAUUUCUUUAUGAUUGGUUUUGCUCCAUUAACAAGUCGAGGAAGCCAACAAUAUAGAGCUUUAACUGUACCUGAAUUAACUCAACAAAUGUUUGAUGCUAAAAAUAUGAUGUGUGCUAGUGAUCCAAGACACGGAAGAUAUUUAACUGCAUGUGCUAUGUUUAGAGGUAGAAUGUCAACUAAAGAAGUAGAUGAACAAAUGUUAAAUGUUCAAAAUAAAAACUCUUCUUACUUUGUUGAAUGGAUUCCACACAAUACUAAAUCAAGUGUUUGUGAUAUUCCACCAAAGGGACUCAAAAUGGCAGUUACAUUCGUCGGAAAUUCCACAGCUAUCCAAGAAAUGUUCAAGAGAGUGUCCGAUCAAUUUACAGCUAUGUUUAGAAGAAAAGCCUUUUUACACUGGUAUACUGGAGAAGGUAUGGACGAAAUGGAAUUUACAGAAGCAGAAUCAAACAUGAACGAUCUUGUUUCCGAGUAUCAACAAUAUCAAGAUGCAACUGCUGAAGAAGAAGGAGAAUUUGAAGAAGAAGAGGGAGACGUUGAAGCUUAA
Molecule: messenger RNA, 1338 nt
Organism: Plasmodium vinckei vinckei
Lineage: Eukaryota; Apicomplexa; Aconoidasida; Haemosporida; Plasmodiidae
Product: tubulin beta chain, putative
Exons: 3
Coding region: 1-1338 (445 amino acids)
Biological process (GO): microtubule cytoskeleton organization; mitotic cell cycle
Cellular component (GO): cytoplasm; microtubule
Molecular function (GO): GTPase activity; GTP binding; structural constituent of cytoskeleton
Source: RefSeq, a predicted model, not a curated record